CAACACAUUCACUGUGAUUAUUUGACACUUAAUCUUUUAAAGGUUUACCUGGUGAGCUGUACCUACGUAUUUUAAAAAUGAUGAUAGUUCCUCUGAUAGUCUCCAGUGUAAUAACAGGAACUGCGUCACUUCACCCAAAAGUCAACGGAAAAAUUGGAAUGGUUUCAUUUGUUUUUAUAUUUGUAACAAAUGCUCUGGGCACAGGUCUUGGUGUUGUAUCGUUCUACGUUUUUCGACCCGGUGCAGAAAGUGGAAGAGACAAAGUUCAAUCCGCUUUUGUAACGAAGCCUUUAGAGACGCAAGAUAUAUUUGCUGACAUGCUUAGAAACAUAAUACCUGAUAACCUAUUCGAAGCAACGUUUCAACAAACGCUGACAGAAUACAAAUACAAUGACAGAGUUAACACAACGUCGGGGAAUUCAUCUUUUGUCAUUGUAGGAAAGACGCUUGGAAGCACUAGUGGACCAAAUUUACUCG
Molecule: messenger RNA, 477 nt
Organism: Ruditapes philippinarum (Manila clam)
Lineage: Eukaryota; Metazoa; Mollusca; Bivalvia; Venerida; Veneridae
Product: excitatory amino acid transporter 3-like
Exons: 4
Biological process (GO): L-glutamate transmembrane transport
Cellular component (GO): plasma membrane
Molecular function (GO): neutral L-amino acid transmembrane transporter activity; glutamate:sodium symporter activity; L-glutamate transmembrane transporter activity
Source: RefSeq, a predicted model, not a curated record